AUGUUGCGCCACUCCAUCUCCAAAGUUUCCAAGACCUCCACGACUGCACUCUCCAAGAACACAACCACUGCAUCUUCCAUGAGAAUGUACAGUGAGUUGAAGGGAACCAAGACUCAUAAUAACUUGAAGGAAGCUUUUGCUGGUGAGUCCCAAGCAAACAGAAGAUAUCUUUUCUUUGCUGAUAGAGCUGAUGUUGAAGGACAUAGUGAUAUUGCUAGUUUGUUCAGAUCAACUGCUGAUGGUGAAACUGCUCACGCUUUUGGACAUCUUGAAUUUUUGGAAGAAGUCGGAGAUCCAGCCACAGGAGAACCAAUCGGCGAUACUGAAAGCAACUUGAUCUCAGCUAUUGCUGGAGAGACCCACGAAUAUACUUCAAUGUAUCCUGGAUUUGCAAAGACUGCUAGAAAUGAAGGCUUCGAUGAUGUUGCUGAAUGGUUUGAGACUCUUGCUAAGGCUGAAAAGUCACAUGCCAACAAGUUUGCUAACGCCCUCAAUAAUCUCAGAAACAGCCAAUAA
This is a messenger RNA of Naegleria lovaniensis, 516 nucleotides long. RefSeq lists its product as uncharacterized. NCBI's taxonomy places the organism in Eukaryota, Heterolobosea, Eutetramitea, Acrasida, Naegleriidae. Gene Ontology annotation, molecular function: metal ion binding; oxidoreductase activity. The record is from RefSeq and is a predicted model, not a curated record. The transcript is spliced from 4 exons. Bases 1 to 516 code for a protein of 171 amino acids.